Messenger RNA from Megalops cyprinoides (Indo-Pacific tarpon), 2166 nucleotides. Its product is annotated as transmembrane protein 26-like. The transcript has 6 exons. Bases 1 to 945 code for a protein of 314 amino acids. The record is from RefSeq and is a predicted model, not a curated record. NCBI's taxonomy places the organism in Eukaryota, Metazoa, Chordata, Actinopteri, Elopiformes, Megalopidae.
AUGAUUUUCAUGAAAUUCAUCUGCGCGAUCAUAACCAGAUCGUUGUUCAUCCUUCUGUCUCUAAUCGGAGUGUUGAGGGUGCUGUGGGUGAAAAAAAGCAGUCAUUACUGGUUUCUGACCUUUCUCUGCCUACCUCUCGUGUUCGAAAUGAUUAUAACUUUAAAGCGAAGGAAAGGCCAGGAUUACAGGUGGUUUUCGCCGGCUAUCCUGCUCUUCCUCAUCACUAUUAUCCCGUCCAUAUGGAUACUGGAACUACACCAUCAGCUAAACAAAUCACACGACCCACAGUGCAAGAAUCUGGAUUCCUGGGAAAACCUAAAAAGUAUGAUUUCAUUGAAUGAAACCAUUGGAAACCAAACCUUCAAGGUUUUUGAUAAAUUGCUGUCCUCAGUGUGUGCCAAUGACUGGAUUCUAGGGCUGCACCAGGCACUGCUCAUCCUUCUGAUUCUGGGCAAGUGGCUCCUGCCACUAGGGGGCGGUGUAACCAAGGAUGAACUCUCUCAGCUUCUGCUCAUUUUUGUCGGCACAGCUGCAGAUAUAUUGGAGUUCACUAGCGAGACACUCUCAGAUGUCAAGGAGAAUAGUGCUCAGCUGGUGUAUAUAAUAUUAGGAGUGUGGACAUGGAGCAUGCUACAGUUUCCAUUACAUCUGGCAGUGGUGACCUCAAGACCAGAGGAGUUUGGUGAGGGUCAGCGUGACUCUCUCCUAACAAGGCACAGCACAGACAUGUGGAACAUUGUGGAGAGUCUUUUCAUCCAGGAUGGACCCUUCCUCAUAGUCCGACUGAUAGUCAUCAUCUACUUUGAAGUGUUCCACCAAAUGCUGGUCUUCUUUGCUAUCAAGAACUUUCUGGUGGUGAUACUGAAUCUGUACCGUCUGUGUGUGAUAUGCCAGAAUAACAGGCGCUCCACAGCAAAUCCCAAGAGUGAUGACAUUCAGCCCUGAGGUACUGACUGUCAACACAAAUGCACUUCAAGGUUCAACAACUCCAAGACUCAAAUGUUAACCAUUUUUGUUCCAGCUAAGAACAAAGACAUUCAGUUUUGAGUCAAUCAUGGAUGUUACCUCACAGUAUGGAUUCAACAGAUACAUGGAGAAAUAACCACUUAAGAACUGAGUUGGUAUUCAUUUAUUUACACUGGUUUUCAGUUAUGAGAAGUUCAAGAAGCAACCAGAUUGAAAAUGAGAGUUCAUAAGUCAUAGGUAUGUCUACAGCCUACUAGUAGACAUUUGUAAUGAAUGUUAAAGGUGUUUAUUUGGUAGAAUCAAUUUCAAUUUUGUUGAAUGCAACAUCUCUCAGGGUGUUUGUAAAAUUAUGGUACAAGUGACAUGCAUUUCUAUACAGUAUGUGAAAAACCACAACAAAGUGUUUUUAGCUGUGUAUGAUUGGCUAUGUGCCAAUGUAGGCUUUGCAGGUGUGUCAGUACAUACAUUAAGAUGAGUCACCUGAAUCCACAUUUCUUUUUGCUUUUUUAAUUUUACUGUACAAAUGUGGCUUACACAUGCAAGAUGAGGCUCACUUACUGCUUAUUUUAUUUUUAACAGUCAAGCACACAAUGCAGUCAUUUACUGCAGCCAAUAAUUAUUUUAAAUUAAAAAAUGAUUAGCUUUUUCAUGUCCUCAAGCACAUUUGCCAAAAUGAAUGUUUUUUCUGUAAAUUAUUUGACAACUACCUUCUAUGAAAACUAUGAAAAAUACAUGCCAUGCAAAAUAUUGCAUUAGGAUAAGGGCAACAAAAAUAUUAAUGAAACCAUUGAUGCAAAAUUCAGGUAACCUGAAAGCUCACAAAGUUCUGCCUCCUCCAGACAAGAUGAAUGCCUCCUGUUAUACCUCCAGCAGAGAGUAGUAUGCAGUCACUCCAUUCAAUAAGCACCUCUGUAGCAGUUUUGAUCAAAAUGACUCUGCCCUGCAUCAUGACAACCCCCUUAGGUGUGUAAAGUAUUGAACAUGCUUUCAUCUCAGUCCAUGAGUCUUCAUAUGACAUCAAACAAUAUGGCUCUAACUAUUCUGUUACAUAAAUGUAUAUGGCAAUAAAUUGUGCACCAGAGAACCAUUUUGCUACAUUGUGGAAAGACAGGGAUGCCAAUAAUAUUGUUUAGCUAUCUCAAAUAAGCAAACCAAGUGGAGAUUUACACAUUACGGACAGACUGUUUCUGCCAUAUAAAG